CGGUUGUUGUCCAGCAGAUGGCGGUGUGGCGGUGUUCCGCUGUUAGCCGAGCGUCAUUCAUCAGCAGCAGAAGAAAUAACCGCUUUCGCGCUUUCGUUUUUACAGCUAGAGCUGUAAAUAGAGAAUUAAACAUUAUUAACAGGGAUCGAUCGCUAUGUCUCAGAAGAAGAAAGCAGUUUCAGCUUCUCAGAACAAAACUCAGAGGCGCUCUCAGGUGUGUCUGGAUGAGGAUGACGAAGAUGCUCAUUUCAGCCAGAUAACAUCAUCACAGGUCCAGAGAGCCCGAGAGCACUUCACGCCUGUCCAGAUCGACCGCAAGGUGGCAGAGGUGGUCCAGUUCAUCUUAAUUAAAGACCAAAAAAAAAUACCCAUUCGAAGAGCAGAUAUUGGCAAACAUGUGAUAAAGGAAUACAAAGGCAUCUAUACAGAAAUCAUGAACAGAGUUUGCCGCACAUUUGAGCAGGUGUUUGGAUUACAGCUGGUGGAGAUUGAUCCCAAAAAUCAUAUUUAUAUCCUGAUCAAUAAGCUGGAGCCCAUUCAUGGAGAGCCAGUGAGCAUGCGUCCUGGAAACCCAAAGACAGGCCUGCUGUUUGUCAUUCUGAGUGUCAUCUUCAUGAAGGGCGGUGUCAUUAAAGAGAAUCUGGUAUGGAAUACACUCAAGAAGCUGCGGGUGGAUCCAGGGGAAAAGCAUGACGAGUUUGGUGAUGUAAAGAAGGUGGUCACAGAUGAAUUUGUACGGCAGAAAUAUUUAGAGUAUGUGAAGAUCCCUCACACAGAGCCAGUGGAGUAUGAGUUUCGCUGGGGUCUGCGGGCAGAGAAGGAAGUGUCCAAACUCAAGCUACUGGAGUUUGUUGGAGAGCUUUUUGGUCAGGAUCCUCAGAGCUGGACACAGCAGUUCAGAGAGGCCAGUACCGCUGAGACCAGCAGCCAGAGAACAUGAACCUGGUGAUGUGCAUUUAUUAGCCAUAUUUAAAUAGACCUCCUUAAACCCUGAACUGAGGUUCAGUGUUCAAACAAUAACAUGCUUUGAUACUGAAGAGUUUUUUGGAGUUCCACUGUUUUGUCUAAGUAUAUUUUAGACUUGUAAUAGACUUGUUUGUAAAUAAAGUUAUUGUACAAUUCUGUUGUUGACAUUGUUCACUUACAGAAGUAUGCUAUGGUGUAGAAGUAAUGUGGCCAAAAAGUAUGUGGACACCCCCUUAUAAUUAACAAGUUUGACUAUUCCAGACAUUUCUGUGAGGACAAAUCUAUGCUUUAAAUUGAAAUAGUAUUCUAAA
Molecule: messenger RNA, 1277 nt
Organism: Cyprinus carpio (common carp)
Lineage: Eukaryota; Metazoa; Chordata; Actinopteri; Cypriniformes; Cyprinidae
Product: non-structural maintenance of chromosomes element 3 homolog
Cellular component (GO): nucleus
Source: RefSeq, a predicted model, not a curated record